This is a messenger RNA of Spirometra erinaceieuropaei, 663 nucleotides long. The record is from the annotation of a GenBank genome assembly. NCBI's taxonomy places the organism in Eukaryota, Metazoa, Platyhelminthes, Cestoda, Diphyllobothriidea, Diphyllobothriidae.
AUGGAACGUAUCGCCGGAGAGCUAGGCGUGGGUAUCGCUCACCGUCCGACAGCGACCAUGCGCAACAAAAUCAUGCGAGUGAAGGAUCGCCUAGACGUGGGAGAACAAUCGGGUGUCGUCUAUCAGAUCCCAUGUCGGGACUGGCCUCGCCACUACACAGAACAGACUGGAGGACGACUUAGCUCACGAAUAACGGAGCACAAACGGGUGGUCCGGAGAGGCGACCCGUUGUCUCAGGUCGUCACCCACACCCUGGAGGAAGGCCACGAAUUCAACUUCGCGAGCACGCGGAUAGUAGCGCGGGCCGGCAAUAAGACUGGGCGAGAACUCUUGGAGGCCUGGGUGUCUGACACCAACUCUAUCAACAGACACGUUGACAUACCCCCCCCUCCCCCUGCUAUCACGCGCUCCGUUCCCGCAGCCAAGAGGCGAGACCCAAUUCCCAGCCAAAAAUGCACGCAGUCACGCCGUCGUGAGACGGCGUGGGUCUCAGCUUAUCGCGAAUACCACCCCCUGCACUCCUACCCCCCUUCAUGGCUUGAAUGCAAAACCUGCUCAUUUGCUGCCGUAUUCUUACAGUCUCUGACGAUGGCCUCCUGUGCGAGACCGAAAGCUCAGUCUAAUGAACCUACUGUCCCAGAGAUCGUGUGUUCAUCUUCUUAA